AUGACAGAUCUCCCUCCACCUAAUUACUCAGACCUGGAGCUGCCCUCCUACAACACCCUGAUCAACACUCCCGCGCCCGCCAACGUCGCUAUUGCUGCCCCCACUAACAAAUCCAUCCUCGGCCCUGCAACGCUCUACAUCUCAGGCCGCUUCAUCUACUCAACCGACCCGCAGGAGCCGCCGCUCUACGAGUUCUCGCACUCCAUCGGCUAUCUCCACGACAAUGACCGCAGCGUGAAAGUCGAGCGCGUCGGCACCGUCGUCAAGAACUCGGGCGAGGUCGCCCCUAAGAACCGCCAUCUCUUCGACCUCAAACAUCCUACCGCCGCCGAGUUCCCUACGUUCCCCUACCACGCCGAAGUCGCAUCGCGCCGCGCCCUGUGCUCCUUUGGAGUUUCGCAAUUCCGCUCCGGCAACCCGCUACGGCACACAAAAGGGUACCGCUUCGACCGCGCCGUGAAGGGAGCUGAUCGCAAGUUGGAGCCCCAGGAUGUACUGUUCGAAGCUUAUUCCUCGCGGAGUAAAGGCGUAUUUUACGAGUGGCGGGAUUGCCAGGGCGAGAUAAUAGCGAGAGAGGUCGAGGACGAGAAUGUGAGUAUGAGUCUGGUCAUCACGGCCGAGAUGAGUGUCGAACUGCGCGACGCCCUCGUUGCGGCGUGGAUACUCAGGAUAUGGUGGGACUUGUCGAAGGGGAAUACCCACGCCAUGCGUUUAAUGACGGUGCACAAAUGCGGCACGCGGCCAGCGGCUGGUAGGGUCGGUAGGACUUUCUACGUUGGGUAA
This is a messenger RNA of Fusarium sp. VM40, 783 nucleotides long. Lineage: Eukaryota; Fungi; Ascomycota; Sordariomycetes; Hypocreales; Nectriaceae. The record is from the annotation of a GenBank genome assembly.